Lates calcarifer (barramundi perch) is the source of this 3259-nucleotide messenger RNA. It is a transcript of the gene sost, whose product is annotated as sclerostin. The transcript has 2 exons. Gene Ontology annotation, biological process: negative regulation of Wnt signaling pathway; negative regulation of BMP signaling pathway; ossification. NCBI's taxonomy places the organism in Eukaryota, Metazoa, Chordata, Actinopteri, Centropomidae. The record is from RefSeq and is a predicted model, not a curated record. Bases 865 to 1524 code for a protein of 219 amino acids. Gene Ontology annotation, molecular function: BMP binding.
UCUUCUCCUCAGGUCUUCUCUUCUAUUUCCUCUCCUUUCACUCUUUUCCUCCCCUCUAUUUUCUUCUUUCACCCUUUCCCCGUAUCUUCUCCUUUUUAAAUCUCUUCUCCCUUCACUUUCCCCUCUCCUCUUUUUCUCUCCUCUCCCAUUUCCUCUCCCCUCACUCCCCUUUUUAUUCUCCUUUCAUUCCCCCAGCUCUCCUCUCCCAUUUCUUCUCCUCUCACCUUUUCCCUGUCUUCAUCCCUUCCUUUCAUCUCCCCUCACUUUCCUUCUCUGUCCUUUCACCCUUCUCCUCUCCUCUUUCCCUCCUCUCUUCUCUAUUUUUCUUCCCAUCCUGUCUGCUGUAUUCUUCCCUGUCCUCUCCUCAUCCAUCUUUUUUAUUUUCUCCUCUCCUCUUCAUUCCCUUUCUUCCUCCUCUCAUCUUUUCCCUCUUCUCCUCUCCUCUACUUUCUUCCCCUCUGUCUGCCCCGGUCACCCUUUCCCCUGUAUUCUUCCCUCUCCUCUCCUCCAUCUCUUUUAUUUUCUCCUCUCCUCUCCUCUCCUCUCUUUGCGCACGCAUCCAAACCUCUCCCCCUCCUAGUUUCUCAAUGAAUGUGUCGCCCAGGUUCAACCCCUCCCACUUUGUGUAAGCUCUUAAUUGUCAGUCCUGACGAGAACUUGCGUAGGCUUAAAUACCGCGUGCGCCUCUCGCUUUGAGGGUGGAACUGACCAACCUGUCCAGAAGCGGGCAUCUCCUGUUUGUGUGUGUGUGUGUGUGAGAGAGAGUGUGAGCGCACGCGCGUGUGUAUACUUUUUUUUUGUCUUCCCGUUGUGCGCUUUGGUUUAUUUCUACCGACUGACCGACCGACCAACCGACCGAGCAGCAUGCAGGUGUCUCUGGCCCUCCUCGUCUCCAGCUCGGCGCUCCUGCUGCUCCAGGGAUGCUGCACCGCUGUGAAAGGAUGGAAGGUACUAAAAAAUGAUGCUACGGAGAUUUUACCGGAGUACACUGAAAAUACUCGGACGCCCCAGGAGGCAAUACCACAGGCGAACAACGCCAGGAACAACAGCAACAGCAACACUAUGAAUAACAGGGCGAAAAACGGUGGGAGAACAGCAAACACAGUCUCCUACAGUGCCUCAGAGCUGAGCUGCAGGGAGCUGCGUUCCACCCGUUACAUCACCGACGGAUCUUGCCGCAGCGCCAAACCCGUCAGGGAGCUGGUGUGCUCAGGCCAGUGCAUGCCAGCACACCUCAUGCCCAACUCCAUCGUCCGCGGCAAGUGGUGGAGGAGCAGCGCCUCGGACUACCGCUGCAUCCCAGCUCACUCCCGGACACGCAGGGUCCAGCUGCAGUGUCCCAACGGCAACACUCGGACUUACAAAAUCCGCGUGGUCACCUCCUGCAAGUGCAAACGCUUCAGGCCCCACCACAACCAGUCGGUGGCCAAGGAGGUCCCGAAGACGCAACGCAACAAGAAGCACAGUCGGUUGUCUCAAGAGAGAAAAAGGAACAACACGCCACUGACUGGCAACUCGUACUGAUGCUGCUCUCCCAGCAUCUAAAGGACAGAGACUGAAGCACAUUCAUACACACACACACGUCACACAACACACCAACCAACAUAUCUCCUUCAAAUAGGGAGGAGAUGCAAGAGAACUUUCAAAGAGAGCGAAUUCAUAAGCUAAUUGCUGGGCUGAGAUUAAGUCAUCCAUCUUUUAUUUUUCAGCCACUUGUCAGCAUAUUUGUGAACUUUGCUUAUUUGCAUGAGUCAGUGCCAGGGCUUGCCAUGACCGGGACUGGUCAGGAGAUGUAGCACCAUGUUGGAUAAUAAUGAAACAAGUAUCUGAUCACCCCAACAGCUCAAACCCUCCCUGGGCUCGGUUCUGUCUUCCACUCAAACAGAUUUCACUUAAGCAUAAUGAGAAGCACUCCCCGAGGCUUCGAGUCCAUCUGUACAAACAUCCAGCGGAUGCAGGGCUACACUGCACCGCAGCUCUGUUUAAAGCUGAGAAGGUGUAUCUCUGCUCCAAAGUGGUUGUAAUCCAUCUCCUUUUGGCUGUGUGUGGAGGAGAUGGUGGCAGCUCUGGGGGCUCUGACGGUGGGAUGUUGACAGUUUUGGAGAGGCCCCCGGCCUGUGCGGCGGUCUGCGCAGCUCUCUGACAGCCCACUAAAGGCCUCACUCAUCAGGACAGACCUACAGCACUCUUCACGCCGCAGCAGCCCCAGCCAGGCCUGUCAGUUACAGUAGCGCCUUUCCCACGACUAGAUACAGAGAGUCAGGAGAGACUGGGAGAGAACGCAGUUUUCUCAGCACUAACACCACAGGGGGGCACUGGGUAUUCCUGUGACUCCUCUUAAUUACUAAAUGAGCCCAUUCCUGUGUUAGGAUUUGAGUCAUAAAAAGAACAUUUCCUCUAGCCAGUUCCUGUUUGCUGGAAUCGCAUACAAAAAAGUGCACAUGUGUGUAGGAGGCAUCAGAAAAUUGUGCGUGGUUGUGUCGUUACCUAGGGGCAGAGCGCUAUCCAACACGCCCACACCGGAAUUCUUUUUUGUAACGGGCCAAAAUAAAGCAGCGAUCAACCAUCCGCAGCCAAAAUCCUUCUGUUGUGUUAGCCUGCAAGAUUCAAGACACCUCCAUCCCAUCUCUGCUCCCAUUCUGUAAAUAGCUCAGACAGGAAAGAUAGGAACAAAAAUAACCCUAAUGAAAACAAUAAUUCCGUUUUUAUCAUUGUAUUGACUGCUGAGAUCCGGCAGGAAGAGGAAGUGGUGAUACCUAGUCUGCCACAACCUCCUUCCUCAGCGAUGCCUCAGCAGCAGGACUGAACUUCAUGAAGAAUAUCCACAAUGUUUCCACAUAUUGUCAGUACUCUGUUGCUUUUCCGCUCAUAUUGCUUCCUGAUUUUGGUUGUCUAAACUGUACUGACAAUGUUUGCUUCUUUUUCCGACUUCUAUGUUUGAAAUAGCAACUGGAAGGGGUUUAUUGUGAAAGCUGAUAAGCUGCGAUGCGAACCUGUGUGGUCUCCUGCAGUGGUGCCCUUCACAUGACGGGGUGCUAAAGAGAAGCAGGGAGGGAGGGAGAGCUGUUUUCUACAGACACCAAGAAGGACUGAUAUAAAGAAUGAGCUGCAUAUUUAUUUUUUAUUUCCACAUUUAAAUUAUUUAUGCAACCUUUUGUAGUAAAUGAUAGCCAUUAUUGUCAUAUAGUAUGAUAGAGACUUUGGAAAUGAAAUACUGUACAGAACAUGAAUAAAGUAAAGGCAGAUAUAUUUGAAAGAA